Messenger RNA from Porites lobata, 996 nucleotides. The record is from the annotation of a GenBank genome assembly. NCBI's taxonomy places the organism in Eukaryota, Metazoa, Cnidaria, Anthozoa, Scleractinia, Poritidae.
UUAAGCAAGUUAGAAAUUGCCGAUGAGACCUUUUUAAGCCCUGAAACCAGGAGCACAACGUCUACUCAAAGCGAUGAAAUUGUUCCCUCUCAAGCAACAGCCGCAGAAAUGCAGCGUAGCCUUCUGAAUGAGUUCUUGGUGGCUUGGAAUAUACCGCCGCUUCAAAGAAAAUGGUUGGACUUUAGCAGUUGCAGUGAAUCCACUAAGCAAAGGUAUACAAGAAGAUCAAGCGACAUCGUAGCUGCAGUGCUAAAAACAAUUUCUCCCGAAGAUGCUGGCCUUAUUUGGAGAGCCAUGACAUCAACAGCUUCCAUAAAUAAGUUGCUUGGUAUUGAAGAUAUCUCACAAGCAGAUCAGCGUUACCUAGAAGCCCUAACUGAAGCGUAUAAUAACGCCGAUAGCUGGGAUACCCGCCGACAAAUCCUUUCUGUAAUGACUGGUGUUGCUGGUUUUAAAAUUUUAGCCACCUUCAUUCCAGGGCUAACAAGGUACCGGUACUCUAUGGCAAAUCUGCACCGCCUUCAGUUUGGUCGAGGCGCACCUGUACCUCCUCGGGUGUUAACAAGAAUAAAAGUAGAUCUAAAACAGUUAGAUCAUUUUCUGUGCUUUAUCACAAGCCCACACUUAGUACAAGAUCUUCCGUUCGGACAGAAACAGUUGACUCUUUCGACGGGUGAAGUCAUUAAAGUCCCCAACGUGAUAAGAACCAUGAUACCUCAACGAAUCGUGCGUCAAUAUACUCAGUACUGUGAAGAGACUGGCUUUAAGCCUUUUAGUCAAAGCACGAUGUUGCGCGUUUUGUCUCAAUGUAGUGCGUCAGUAAGAAAGUCUCUUCAGGGACUCGAUUACUAUGCCGCGGAUGGUACACGAGCAUUUGAUGACCUGAUAUCACUGAUGCGUAAAAUAAAUGAAGUGGAAAGUGACAUGGAUUGGGAAAGACGAAUGAUCGAGUCGCUCAAAGCUGCUAAGCUUUAUCUAAAAGGAGACUACAAGGUA